Aureobasidium melanogenum CBS 110374 is the source of this 519-nucleotide messenger RNA. RefSeq lists its product as uncharacterized. The transcript is spliced from 2 exons. Lineage: Eukaryota; Fungi; Ascomycota; Dothideomycetes; Dothideales; Saccotheciaceae. The record is from RefSeq and is a predicted model, not a curated record. Bases 1 to 519 code for a protein of 172 amino acids.
AUGGCUGGAUCGAGUGAAAAUGGUGCAUCAUCUGAUGCGUACGGCCUCACAAGAGAUGCAGUCGAGUCUCAAAGACUCAAUGCUCAACACAAUAUUUGGAAAACGAAUAUCGGCUACAUGUUACACCCUCGCAUCCAAAAGGAUCUGGCGGAAAAUCCAUGUAUCGGCGACGUAGGAACCGGAACAGGCAUCUGGAUCGUGGAUCUAGCCUCCGAGAUGGCAAGCAAUGGCAAAGCAGCUAAAUACGAAGGUCUGGAUAUCAGUUCCUCUCAGUUCCCACAGAAUUCGCCGGAUGGAAUCACCUUUUCGACUUUCAACCUACUAGAGCCGGUGCCCAAGCACAUGCAAGCAACUUUCGACGUCAUCCAUCUGCGCCUUCUGAUCCUCGGUCUCCCUCGAAAUACCUGGAAGACAGCAUGCGAAAACAUAUUCGCCUUGUUAAAACCUGGUGGCUGGGUACAAUGGGAAGAAGCUGAUUUUGCGUAUGAGGUCCCAUCGCAUUAUACGCUGUCACAAUAA